Messenger RNA from Penicillium oxalicum, 1830 nucleotides. RefSeq names its product dihydroxy-acid dehydratase ILV3 (gene ilv3). The record is from RefSeq and is a predicted model, not a curated record. Gene Ontology annotation, molecular function: dihydroxy-acid dehydratase activity. Lineage: Eukaryota; Fungi; Ascomycota; Eurotiomycetes; Eurotiales; Aspergillaceae. Gene Ontology annotation, biological process: branched-chain amino acid biosynthetic process. Bases 1 to 1830 code for a protein of 609 amino acids. The transcript has 4 exons. Gene Ontology annotation, cellular component: mitochondrion.
AUGCUGCCGCCAUUCCGAGCACGCGUGCCCGCUGCUCUGCGGAGCUUGUCUCGUUCCACCGCGCCGGUUCGCACUCUGACCACCACUCUUCCCCGUUUCCAAAAUGAGGACAAGGCGCUCAACAAGGUCUCACGGCAUAUCACCCAGCCCAAGUCCCAGGGUGCCUCGCAGGCGAUGCUGUACGCCGUCGGUCUGACGGAAGAGGACAUGAACAAGGCUCAGGUUGGAAUUUCAUCAGUCUGGUUCAAUGGCAAUCCUUGCAACAUGCACCUGCUCGACUUGAACAACAAAGUGCGCCAGGGUGUGCAGGACCAGGGCCUCAUUGGAUUCCAGUUCAACACCGUCGGUGUCAGUGACGCCAUCAGUAUGGGAACCACGGGAAUGCGCUACUCCUUGCAAAGUCGCGAUCUCAUUGCCGACUCGGUGGAGACCGUCAUGGGUGGACAGUGGUAUGAUGCCAAUAUCAGUAUUCCUGGCUGUGACAAGAACAUGCCCGGUGUUCUCAUGGCCAUGGGCCGUGUCAACCGCCCGAGUUUGAUGGUAUACGGUGGUACCAUUAAGCCCGGCUGUGCGGUGACUCAGAACAAUGCCGAUAUCGAUAUUGUUUCUGCCUUCCAGGCCUAUGGUCAAUUUAUCGCCAAGGAAAUCACCGAGCCCCAGCGAUUCGAUGUGAUUCGUCACGCGUGUCCCGGCGAGGGUGCCUGUGGUGGUAUGUACACGGCCAACACGAUGGCGACCGCGAUUGAGACCAUGGGUAUGACUCUGCCCGGCUCCUCCUCUAACCCGGCCAAUUCCCAGGCCAAGUAUAUGGAGUGCUUGGCCGCCGGUGGCGCGAUCAAGAGACUGCUCGCCGAGGACAUUCGUCCGCGCGACAUCCUGACCCGUCAGGCCUUCGAGAACGCCAUGGUUCUCGUCAACAUCACCGGUGGAUCUACCAACGCAGUCCUCCACUUGAUCGCCAUUGCCGAUUCCGUCGGCAUCAAGCUCACCAUUGACGACUUCCAGGCCGUGUCCGAUCGCACUCCCUUCUUGGCCGACCUGAAGCCCUCUGGCAAGUACGUCAUGGCUGAUCUCUUCGCUCUUGGCGGUACGCCUGCCGUGCUGAAGAUGCUGCUCAAGGAGGGCCUCAUCGACGGCUCUGGCAUGACCGUGACCGGUGAGACGAUGGCCAAGAACCUGGAGAAGGUACCGGACCUUCCCGAUGACCAGAAGAUCAUCCGUCCCUUCAGCAACCCGAUCAAGCCCACCGGUCACAUUCAGAUCCUGCGAGGCUCCCUUGCCCCCGGUGGUAGUGUCGGUAAGAUCACCGGCAAGGAGGGCACUGUGUUCACCGGCAAGGCCCGCGUGUUUGAUUCCGAGGACGAUUUCAUUGCUGCGCUGGAACGCAGCGAGAUCAAGAAGGAGGAGAAGACAGUUGUGGUCAUUCGCUACUGCGGUCCUAAGGGUGGCCCCGGCAUGCCUGAAAUGCUCAAGCCUUCCGCCGCUCUGAUGGGCUACGGACUUGGCUCGUCAUGCGCCUUGAUCACUGAUGGUCGUUUCUCCGGUGGUUCUCACGGAUUCCUGAUCGGCCACAUUGUGCCCGAGGCUGCCGUUGGUGGACCCAUUGGUCUCCUCCACGAUGGUGAUGUGAUUACGAUCGAUGCUGAAAAGCGCGUUCUUGAUGUCGAUGUGCCCGAGUCCGAGCUCGCCGUACGCCGUCAGGACUGGGAGGCCCGCAAGGCCGCCGGCAAGUUGCCCGAGACUGGUCUGACCAUGCGUGGUACCCUGGGCAAAUACGCUCGGACUGUCAAGGACGCCAGCCAGGGCUGUAUCACCGAUGCUGUGGAGUAA